Molecule: messenger RNA, 818 nt
Organism: Jatropha curcas
Lineage: Eukaryota; Viridiplantae; Streptophyta; Magnoliopsida; Malpighiales; Euphorbiaceae
Source: RefSeq, a predicted model, not a curated record
CAUACUAAUCUUUUAGCCUGUUUAACAGCAGCUGGUCGUUUUCUCUGCCAAGCCAAAAACCAAAUAUAAUUCUGCUACCGUUGAAGACUUAGGGUUUUAGGUUUUGCAAUUUCGGUUUAUUGGUUUAAAUCCAUUUUGUUGAUUCAUGGAAGGCGCGAAGGAGCAAGAAUCAAAUGGAUUACUCGAUAGGAUCCUCCCUCCGCGACUCGAAGACGCGGGCCUCGAGGAAUGUGCUCUUCCUCCUGACUCUAUCAAGGAAGCUUUCUUCAAAGCAGCCUCCGCCGUCAAGUCACGCGCCACCUAUAUCUUCACUGAUGAUGAAGAAGGGGAUUGUGUCCAGGACCCAUGGCCAGAGGCCAAAGACUUGUCUGACGAGGUUAUCGCCGGGUCACCGACCUCUGCCAUCCCAGAUGCUUUGGUGGGAGUAGACACGGAGAAGGAAGCUCCCGGAUCAUGCAUGGUCGAGAAGGGGGUGGUGGAGUGCGGAGAUAAAGUGGUGGUGGGUGGUGGUGAUGUGGGGGAGAGAGAGAAGGAGAACGGGUGCUUGAAUGAUGAGCUGACGGGUUUGCAAAUCGGAGACAAGAAGGAAUCGAAUGGUGGUGCAACUGGUGGUAAUGGCUAUGAGGAACAGAAGGAGAAAGAAGGUGAGAGGCCAGUACUGACUGAAGGAUUUGCGUAAGACAAAUUUUUUUUUUUUAUCGAGUUUAUGAGGAACAGAAGGAGAAAGAAGGUGAGAGGCCAGUACUGACUGAAGGAUUUGCGUAAGACAGUUUGUUUUUUUUUUUUUUUUUUUUUUUUUGUUUUUUUUGUUUUUUUUU